Drosophila busckii is the source of this 1891-nucleotide messenger RNA. Its product is annotated as NADPH-dependent diflavin oxidoreductase 1. The transcript has a single exon. Lineage: Eukaryota; Metazoa; Arthropoda; Insecta; Diptera; Drosophilidae. The record is from RefSeq and is a predicted model, not a curated record. Bases 72 to 1808 code for a protein of 578 amino acids. Gene Ontology annotation, molecular function: FMN binding; flavin adenine dinucleotide binding; NADPH-hemoprotein reductase activity. Gene Ontology annotation, cellular component: cytosol.
ACAAGCACACUGUCAUCCACGCGUACAUAAGCCACAUUAGGUUUGCAAAUUGUUUUCUAUUAUUAAAAAUUAUGCGUUUACUUGUACUUUAUGGCAGUCAAACUGGAACAGCUCAGGAUGUGGCGGAGCAAAUAUGGCGAGAAUCGCGUCAGUGGGGCUGCCAGGGACCCGUGCUGUCAUUCGAGGAUUAUAACAUACAACAGCUGAUCGAGGAGCGACUGGUGGUUUUUGUGGUGGCCACCACCGGUGAUGGCGUGGAGACCGACAACAUGAAACAAGCUUGGCGUUUUCUGCUGAAACGUAGCCUGCCAAGCAACUCAUUGCAGGGUCUGCAAUUUGCCUGUCUAGGCCUGGGCGACUCCAGUUACCCAAAGUUCAACUAUGCAGCUAAGAAGUUGCAUAAGCGGCUGCUUAAUCUAGGAGCCACAUCUAUAACUCCGCUAGGAUUAUGUGAUGAUCAGCAUGACUAUGGACAUUUGGGCACAUCGCUGUCCUGGACAAAGGAGUUGUGGCAAACACUGAGCGGUAGCUUGGGCCUAAGACAACAGGAGCGGUCUGUGGAGGUAAAUCGCUGGGAGUUGCAGGUGCUUGAGAAUGAUGAGUUAAAAGUACUAGAGCAGCGUCUGCUGUGGACACAAAAGCAGCCAGCACAUGUUUUGAAAUUAAACAAAAAUAUAAGAACAACAGCUGAAGAGCAUUUUCAAGAUGUGCGUCUACUGCAGCUAAGUUUUGAUAAAGACGUGAAUUGGCAACCAGGCGAAGUGCUAGACGUGCAGCCACAGAACAGUAAAGAGCGUGUGGAAGAAUUCUUUAAUUUGUUUAAGGAGCAUCAUCUAGGGUACAAUGACAGCACUUUGGUAAAAGUGAAAAGCGCUCAUGAGGAUUUGCCGCUGCCUGAGGCAUACGCAUCACCAUUAACACUACAACAGGCAGCCACAUACGUAUGGGACCUGAGCGCCAAGCCGCGUCAAAGAUUCCUCGAAGUACUUGCUAAGAACUGUAAUGAUGAGAUGGAGAGCGAGAAGUUGUUAGAGCUCUGCACAGCUGAGGGACUGGAUGAUUUGAUAGCUUACAUAAAUAGACCACGUCGCACUUUGCUAGAACUGCUGCAAGACUUUCCACAUGCCACUUCCAAGCUGACGCUGCAACAGCUUUUUGAAAUGAUGCCGUUAAUACAAGCGCGUAGCUUCUCCAUAGCCUCCUGCUGCUCCAGUGGUACCUUGGAUUUGCUUGUAGCUGUAGUAAAUUAUAAAACAAUUAUGCAAGCACCGCGUCUGGGCUUGUGCUCCAAUUGGCUGAAGCAUUUGCAACAUGGCACAGAAGUUCAUGGACUUAUCAAGCCUGGUACGAUGAGUUGGCCGAAAAACCCGGAGACUCCACUUAUAAUGAUUGGUCCAGGCACUGGCAUUGCACCUUUCCGCAGCAUUAUCCAAGAGCGCCGACAACAGCGUGAAGCUGGCGAAAAAAUUGGACCACUUGUAGUGUUCUUUGGCUGUCGCAGCAGACAUAAGGAUUAUCACUUUGAACAGGACUUUAAGGCUUGGCAGUCAGAGCGUAUUAUUGAACUGAAUGUAGCUUUCUCCAGAGAUCAGGAUAGUAAAGUCUACGUGCAGCAUUUAAUACAAGGGCAGGCAACGCGUCUAGCACAGUUGAUAAAGGAGCAGCAGGCUUAUGUUUAUGUGGCAGGCAGCUCCAAUGAUAUGCCCAAGGCGGUGAGAGAAGCUUUUAUUGAAGCUUUAGCUGGCGAUGCCUUAUACUUGGAGCAGAUGAUUAAAGAGCGACGCUAUCAGGAGGAAACUUGGGCAUAAAAGAGGCUACAAUAUUUUUGAUUGGACGGAUGUUUUUUACAUUAAAUUAAAUUUAGGUGAACAAUAGCUUUUUGUAUAAAUUA